Cyphellophora europaea CBS 101466 is the source of this 2142-nucleotide messenger RNA. RefSeq lists its product as uncharacterized. The record is from RefSeq and is a predicted model, not a curated record. The transcript has 3 exons. Gene Ontology annotation, biological process: intra-Golgi vesicle-mediated transport. Gene Ontology annotation, cellular component: Golgi membrane. The coding region runs from base 1 to 2142 and encodes 713 amino acids. NCBI's taxonomy places the organism in Eukaryota, Fungi, Ascomycota, Eurotiomycetes, Chaetothyriales, Cyphellophoraceae.
AUGGAUGCACUCGUGGUCGCAGAAGCGAGUCCGCAUCGAGAGGACGAGCCAGCUGUGCCCGAUGAGAAUGGCUCCGACGAGAGUCCCGAUGCAGAGAACAAAUUCCAGAAGGCUAUAUCGGCAUGGCGUGGGCUCGAUCUAUCCAAUUUGAUCCCGCAGUUAGACGCAACUGCGUCUGAGAUCGUGAACAACCAGAAAGAGGCGGUGGUUGAGCGGAAAGAGACAUUCAUUGAUCUGCUGACGACACACGGCAAGACCUCAUCCUCAGCAUUCCUCCAGGUCUAUACACCGCUUUCCGAUGUUCCAGAUCCCUUUCCGCUGCUAGAGGCCUCCGUCGAGGCCCUAGUCGCGUCGGAAGACACCCUGCCCAAAGUCACGGCGGAGAAUGAGGAGCUGAAGAAGCGAGUGAACAAGUUGACUUCGCAGCUGGAAGACACAGAGCGCAAGCUACAAGAAGAGAGCACAGCUCGACGUGAAGCAGAUGCCGGAUCAGGUGACCAAAUCAAAGAGAUCGUUGCGAAUUGGACCAAGGUCGUCGAAGAGAAAGAGAGCAACUGGGAAGCCAAAGAGAAGGCGUUAGAGGAGAAGGUCGAGCACCAAGACCGUCUGUUGAAGGAACUGAAAGCGAGCUAUGAAGUUGCCCAGCGGCUUGGCCACGACGGGGAACAGCCGGCGGAAGGCGUGUACGGCAAAGCCGCCGCGGCGGAACUGGACAUGCUCAACUCGGAAUUCGAAAAGACAAGCGCUCGGCUCGCGGAGAUGGAGGCCAGGAACGAACAGCUCCGCUUGGAGUUGGCGCGCGCUACCUCACAGAAUGCGGCACAGCAGUCGCACGAGGACGAGGCUGAACUACUCCGGCUCCGUUCGGAGAACUCGUCCCUACUGCGAAAAGCCGAGAGUGCGAGAUUCGAGAAAGACGCGGAGAAACGCGAAUGGGACAACAAGCUACGACAUGCGGAGCGGCAACGCUCGCAGCUCGCUAGCGAAGUCCAGGACAUGCGCACAAAGCUUCAUAAGUGUGCUGACUACGAUGAAAUCAAGCGAGAGCUUGAAGUGCUGCAGUCGAUUGAGCUGUCUGUAGACGAUGACGAUAUCUCUGCAGAGCCAGUCGCCAACGGAAGUGCUGAGAAGGGCAAGGAGCAGUCGCUCGAGCAGCUACUCUUGGCAAAGAACAAGAAACUGAGCAGCGAGAUCACUCUUAUGCGAGUUGCGCACCAAGAUACACGACAGCAGCUCGAGGACCUGCAGGAAGAGUUCUCCCGCACGAAUGCGGAACUUGAGCAGUCUCAGAAACUGGCCUCUACGCUGGAAAAUGACCUGUUGCGGGUGCAGGAAGAGGCAUCCAACGCACUGCCUUCUUCAGGCAUGUCGGUCGCCGGCACAUACACAUCGCGCCACCCGGGGUCCAUGAGACGAGGGCGAGCGUCGCCAACAUCGUCUAUCAUCUCGGGUUACGAUACUGGCCCUCGGUUAGGUUCUACGACUCUGGAAUCUUUGCGAUCGGGUGAGCCUGUUGGGGGUGGCUCGGGAAUCUUACCCAUGAUCCAGGCGCAGCGCGACCGCUUCAAGCAGAAGAAUCAGCAGCUCGAGGAAGAGCUUCAGAAGACGUAUACUACCGUUACAUCGCUGCGGCAAGAGGUUGCAUCCUUGCAAAAGGACAAUCUCCAGCUCUAUGAAAAGUCACGGUACGUGUCAGCUUACAGUCGGGGCGCCAACACAUCAUCGACCGGCUAUUCUGGCGGCAUGUCGCACACUCGUGUCCACGCGGAGGAAGAUCCCGACACCGACAGCAGGUGGAAGUCGCAGUACGAGGCCAACAUUUCACCGUUUGCGGCAUUCCGCGGAAAGGAGGCCACUCGAGCGUAUCGGCGCAUGAGCCUGCCAGAGCGGAUGAUCUUCUCGUUGACGCGGAUCGUGCUGGCGACCAGAACAAGCCGCAACAUCUUUGCGGUGUAUUGCGUGGCACUGCACCUUCUGGUAUUUGUCAUGCUGUACUGGACUGGCUCGACUGACGUGGAGAGGCACGCGGUGGGUGAGAUAGGGAACCUGGCGGCCGGCGCGGCACUGGCAGGCCCUGCUCCCAGAGGGGGCGCGGCUAUGGGUGAGGCUGGGAGUGAGUGGCAACAGGAAGGCUUUGGAUAA